AUGGAAUCAUCAGCUGAAGAGUAUGCUGCCUUUGAAGAGAAAGUUAAAAGGACAGUGUACCUUGACAACCUGUCACCGCAAGUUACUGAGUCUGUGAUUAGAAGUGCUCUGGAACAGUUUGCACUUGUUAAAAGUGUCAGCUUUAUCCCGAACUAUCUAGGCACAAGCAGUCUGCCACUAUGUGCAUUGGUGGAAUUGGAUUCUGCCAAGAAGGUGAAGGAAGUAGAAGCUAUGAUUAAGCAGUAUCCUUUCAUGAUGACAGGGAUGCCACGGCCCGUAAGAGCUCGUCCUUCGGUAAUGGAAAUGUUUGAUGACAGGCCAAUAAAGCCUAAGAGAAAGAUGAAGUGUUGCUGGUUGGAGCAAAGUGACCCUGAUUUUGAGGUGGCAAAGGAGCUGAAGAAUCUUACACGGAAACACUCAGCAGAAAUAACACUCAUGCACAAUAUUCUAUCAAAAGAAGAAGAGAAGUUAUCAACCCAGCAGGCUGAAACUCUUAAAGUUCACUACAAAAAGUAUAAGAUGAUAGAAAGCAUUAUGACUGACAGAGCAGCCCAUACCUUGGCAAGAAAGUACAAUCUGGCUGUUGCAGAUGAGUGA
Vicia faba (fava bean) is the source of this 597-nucleotide messenger RNA. The record is from the annotation of a GenBank genome assembly. NCBI's taxonomy places the organism in Eukaryota, Viridiplantae, Streptophyta, Magnoliopsida, Fabales, Fabaceae.